Molecule: messenger RNA, 986 nt
Organism: Acaulospora morrowiae
Lineage: Eukaryota; Fungi; Glomeromycota; Glomeromycetes; Diversisporales; Acaulosporaceae
Source: the annotation of a GenBank genome assembly
AUUAUACUAUCAUUGGGAUUGACGGAAAAGAAAAAAAAAAUAGAUCAUUUGAUACAAUUUGGACUUAUUCGGUUUGAAAGUUCGGAUCCUGAUCAAGUUGGUGGUUAUCUAUUGUGUCCAUACAUUUGGUUAUGGAUUAUGGCUUAUGCAAACAAUUGGAAUAAAAAUGAUCCAUUAUUACGAAAUUGGGAUUUUGCUUACUAUAAAGAGGUAAUUAGCAUAAGUGGAGAAUCUAGUAUUCCGCCUGGCUGUCAAUACUGGCAACAUUUUGAAUAUUUUGUUGCACAAUUUCGCUCUCUAAAAUCACAUGUCUAUAAGGAUGGACAACAAGUUGAUCUUUGUACUAUUCAUAAUGGCGCAAGGUAUAACUUUGUCAAAAAUUCCAUGAUAUACAAUCGAAAUCUUACAUUAAUGCAUUCAGUUAGAAGAGUUAGCACCAAGUCUGAAGAUUAUAAUCAAGAUACAAAAAUUUUAUGUCAGGCUGAAGAAGUGAACAUUGCAGAAGCGAAACAUAUUGUGAUCAAUGCACCUAGUGCUAAAUAUUCUGAUAGCUUUUGUCCAAUAAAAAUGGUACAUACUGGUCAACUACAAAUGGAAACACAUCAAUGCAAAUUGGUAAAAGAUAGUAUUUCUCAACAAAAAUUUGACGAUGAAUAUAAAAAAGCAACAAGUCAAGGGGAUAUCUUUAUUUUAUAUACAUCAACAUCCUGCAAGGGACUUGAGCUUCGAAACCCAAUGUCUGCUAUUAUUAGCAAAGAAAAUUGGAAAGAAUAUUUUGGACCUUUUGCUGGGAGGUGCUAUAAUUAUGCCAUGGGACCACCAGAUAUUAAUAAAGCGACCUAUACUCAACUAACUGGGAUUGAGAAAAUUGGAAAAGAGCGUGCUAUUACUAUUAUGAAAGAACGAAAAAGACUCGAAUUCUCUAAUAAGGAAGAUUGUAGCAGGAGAACCAAAAUUCCGCGUCAAGAUCUUGAUCCCUUUUUUCA